UUCUUCACCGACAUGCAUAUAUUAUUUUCCUUUUUAAAAAUAGGACGCAAUGCGCACUGAGUCCUCCCUUAAGAAGCAGAAUCGUUCCCAAAAUCGUACCGUACAAAAUGACUUCUUCCAUCGCCUUCCCAGGACUCUAUUCCUCCUCUCCCUCCUCUGAUUCUUCUUCUUCCACUUGUCAAUGGAGCUACGAUGUAUUCUUGAGCUUUCGAGGUGAGGAUACCCGCAACAAUUUUACCGCUCAUCUUUGCAGUGCUUUGUGUCAAAGGGGAAUCAAUACUUACAUAGAUGACAACCAGCUCAAAAGAGGAGAAGAAAUUUCAUCGGCACUUGUCAAGGCCAUUGAAGAGUCAAGGAUCUCGAUCGUUAUACUUUCUGAAAAUUAUGCAUCAUCCACCUGGUGUUUAGAAGAGUUGAUAAAGAUUCUUGAGUGCAAGGAAUCAAAACAACAAAUGGUUUUACCAGUGUUUUACAAAGUGGAUCCAUCAAUCGUACGACAUCAAGAAAGGAAUUUUGACGAAUCGUUGGCUAAACAUGAAGAUAGGCUCAAGGAUGAAGGGAAAGUCAAGAAGUGGAGGACAGCCCUAAAACAAGUGGCUAGUAUAUCUGGUUGGCAUUUAGGGAUCAACGGGGAUGAAUCUAACUUCAUCAAAAAGAUCGUUCAAGAGGUUUCAAGGAUAGUAAAUCGUAUUUACUUAAAUGUUGCUUCGUAUCCCGUUGGAAUAGAGUCUCGUGUAAACAACAUCAAUAUGCUUUUAAGUAUUGGGACAAAGGACACACGCAUGGUAGGAAUCUAUGGAAUUGGCGGAAUUGGUAAGACGACUAUUGCCAAAGCGACGUAUAAUCUCAUUGCUGAUCAGUUUGAAGGUAGUUGCUUUCUUGCAAAUGUUAGAGAAACUUCUAAACGAGAACUCGGUCUCAUCCAAUUGCAAGAGACAAUUCUUUCUAAGAUAACAGGAGAUUCAUGUUUGAAGCUUCAAAAUGUUGAUCAAGGAAUCAAUGUGAUAAAACAGAGGCUUUGUCGUAAAAAGAUUCUUUUAGUUCUUGAUGAUGUGGAUCAUUCGAACCAAUUAGAAAAGUUAUGUGAAAGAUGUAGUUGGUUUGGUUUAGGAAGUCGAAUCAUCAUAACAACAAGGGAUAAACAUCUACUAACUCAGCAUAAUGUUUAUUUGACAUAUAAUGUGAAGGAACUGGAUAAUGAUGAAGCUCUUCAGCUCUUUAGCCGAUAUGCCUUCAAGAAUGGUAGAUCUAAUGAUGGUUUUGUGGAACUCACAAAACUUGCACUACAUUAUGCUGGGGGUCUUCCACUCGCUUUAAAAGUGGUAGGCUCAAAUCUAUAUGACAAUGAUAUACAUUAUUGGAAAAGUGAAUUGGAAAAGUACAAAAGGAUUCCGGAGAAAAAUAUUCAAGAAGUACUCAAAAUAAGUUAUGAUGGAUUGGAUGAGUAUGCGCAGAAGAUUUUCCUUGACAUUGCAUGUUUUUUCAGAGGGGAGAAAAGAGAAUAUGUCACUAAAAUACUGGAAAACUGUGGUUUUUUUCCAGAUUCUGGUAUAAAAAAGCUCAUUGAUAAAUGCCUUAUAACUAUUGAUAGAUAUGACCAGUUGAUGAUGCACGACUUACUUGAAGAUAUGGGUAGAGAAGUUGUUCGAAAAGAAUCACCCGAAGAGCCUGGUAGACGUAGUAGGUUAUGGUUUCAUGAAGAUAUUCGGUAUGUACUUGAAGAAAAUACGGGCACAAAGCAAAUUGAAGGCAUACUGAUUGAUUUGCCUAGAGGUGACCGAAUGAUACGCUUGAGUCCCAAGGUGUUUACAAAGAUGAAAAAGCUCAGGUUAUUUAUAAACCGCAAUGCACGCUUUUGCGGCGGAUUGAAUUAUCUCUCAAAUGAGUUAAGAGUUAUUGAUUGGCCUCAUUAUCCUUUACAUUCUCUGCCGUCUAAUUUUCAUGGAGAGAAACUUGUUUAUUUUAGGAUGCCCAGAAGUUUGAUUAAGAAGAUAGAUGAAGGCUUAUUCUUUAAGAACUUGACGGCUGUAGAUUUCCAUGGUUGUGAAUUGUUAACAAAAAUUUCGGAUCUUUCAUCAUCCUCAAGUCUAAAGGAAUUGAUUCUUGAUGAUUGUAGAAAUUUAGUUAAGGUUCAUGAUUCAGUUGGGUUCCUUGACAAGCUCGAAAAACUGAGUCUUGGUGGAUGCUCUAACCUAGAGAGUUUGCCGAGAAGCUUCAAGUUGAGAUCUCUAAAACAACUUAACCUUGAAGGUUGUCCAAGCCUUCAAAACUUUCCCGAAAUUGAGUGUGAAAUGGGACAUUUAAAGGUGGUCCUUUUAAAUGAAACUGUAAUAGAGGAGCUGCCUUCAUCCAUCAGGUACCUCUCAGGUCUCCAAGAGUUAUCUCUAAAAGGCUGCAAAAGCCUUGUGCAUCUCCCAGGUAGUAUUUUUCAGUUGCAACAUCUAGAAGAGCUUUGGGUAAAUGAUUGUCCAAAUCUUGUAAACUUCGGCAAAGAGGAGGGGAAUAAUCGACAACUCAUGCCAUUUCCUGUGUCUACAACGUCGGCUCCAAUGAACAAUUCAAGCAAUAAUUCCAGUGAUAUUGAUUGUUUCUCGAUGGCAUUUCCGUCGCUGGCGCAUUUGAAUCUUCUCAACUGUCCCUUAUCAGAAUCAAAUUUAUUUAGGACAUUUAAUUACUCCAACACAUUGCGAGAGUUAUAUCUAUCUGAGAGUGAUAUUGUUAGCCUUCCAUCAUGCAUCAAAACGUUUGUUCAAUUGCGGUACCUUGAUUUGGACAACUGCAAGCAACUUGAAGAAAUUCUACAACUUCCACCAAAUAUAGAACAGGUAUCUGCUGAAGGAUGCAUGCUAUUAGAAAGCUUUCCUCAAGUGUCAACAAAAUUUCAGUUCAAUACAUACAACUUGCAAGAGCUAAGUUGGAUUAACUUGUCUAGUUGCCCUAAAAUGCUUAUAAACGUAGGGAUUCCUUUGCCAAAUCCUUUAUUGCUUGAGGGACACCUUCCGGAAUGUAACAUUAUAUUCCCGGGAAAUAGGAUUCCAGACUGGUUUGACUAUUGCAAGGAGACUUCAGAUGGUAAUUCUUGUGAAAUAGAAAUUAAUGGGCCACUGUGUUUAGAUGAGAUUGCAGCAAUAGCUUUUUCUGCUGUUAUUGCUCCAAAUCUGGAACGGAACACAUAUUUCAUCGUUUCUAUAAACGAUAUAGCAAUUGGAGAAAUAGAGUGGUUUUGUUCAACAAACUCUGAUCAUGUAUGCCUGGGAUACUCGUUUGAAAAAUCUCUUGAAAUACCGCAAAAUUACCUGGAUGGGGACAUUUUGAGGUUUACAUUUGAUAGUGAUCCAAUCGUGAAAGCAAUCUUCAGGAGUUGUGGAAUCCAUGUGAUAUUCAAGCAUGAAAAGAAUGUAAAAGAUCACGCAGUAGAUCGAAUGGAUGGUAUUCAACUAAUUUCUAAGAGACGCCGAGAUGAAUGUGAACAUAACAUGGAUCCUGAUGAUGAUUGGAACUCUCAACAGAGGAGGCAUUUUCGGUUUGUUGGAGGUACUUUACUUGAUGAUGAUUUCAAUGAAGAUUUGGAUUUAGAGCUUUGACUUGGAUUGUUAUGCAACAAUGGUGGUUGUAAGUGCCAGCCGGGGGUUUAUAUCAUGAAUGAUGAGCACAUGGAGAUAUGAACAAUUAAUGCAAACCCAAAUCGAUAUGGGACCAGGUCCAGAUUCUACAUUAAUGAUUGCGCCAAACCAUCUUAAAAAGGUGAAUCUGUACAAAUAUGGCAAGAAAGCUUAA
Messenger RNA from Juglans microcarpa x Juglans regia, 3777 nucleotides. RefSeq names its product disease resistance protein Roq1-like. The coding region runs from base 108 to 3584 and encodes 1158 amino acids. Gene Ontology annotation, biological process: defense response; signal transduction. The transcript has 5 exons. Gene Ontology annotation, molecular function: ADP binding; ATP hydrolysis activity. Lineage: Eukaryota; Viridiplantae; Streptophyta; Magnoliopsida; Fagales; Juglandaceae. The record is from RefSeq and is a predicted model, not a curated record.